AUGUGCACCAAGGAGAUGCCAGACACGGAGGUGGCCCGGCUGGUGAACCACAUCUCGAACUGCAAACUCUCGGAGGCGGAGUGGCAGUUCGGCAAGCGGCCAUACUCCCGCGCAGACCCGCCGCCUGCGAUCCUCAGAUCCCAGCCGGCAGCCGACGCCCUGGAACAGGGUCAUGAGUACCUCCUGGACCGGUCAGUGAGUGAGGCGGACGACCCCGACUUGGGGGCGGCCGCCAUGGAGGAGGACGACGCCACAGGUGGUGGCGUCGGAGCAGGAGGCUCCGGAAGAGGCGGCGUCGAGGACUGGUCGGAUGACGACGAGGAGGAGGCCGAGCCGCGCAGCCCGCCAGUCGCCGACAAGGCGGGCGCGCGCUCUUCAGCCGCGCCGACCGCACCAGGCGGCGCACCAAAGCGCCGAGCCGACACGCUGAUGUUCGGCAGCCGGCCUAAGAAGCCCAAGAGCUCGACCGCCACGACCAAGCGGCUGGAGGCCGCCGCGUGGGCGGCCCAGGCCCCGCUCUCUCUUGAGCGGUCGGUCUCUCCUUCCGUGAUUGGGGUGGCGGAGGGCCCCGCCAACACCCGCUGCAUGGACCCGCGCACCGAGAUCCAGGCGGCGACGGAGCAGAACAUGCGGGAAGCGCACGAGGAAAAGGAGGAGGCGGAGCGGCAGAAGGCGGCCGCGACCAAGGCGGCGCAGGAUGAGGCCGACGCGGCCACCAAGGCUCAGGACGACGCCAUGGCCAAGGAGCGGGCAGACGCGGCCGCCAAGGUGCAGGAGGCGAAGGUGGCCCGUAGUCGGGCUCCACUACUCGUCGUCCCUUUGCGCGUCGUGCCACAGUUAUUUCACUGUAUAUACAUCCUGUCUUCGCAGUAA
Molecule: messenger RNA, 873 nt
Organism: Aegilops tauschii subsp. strangulata
Lineage: Eukaryota; Viridiplantae; Streptophyta; Magnoliopsida; Poales; Poaceae
Source: RefSeq, a predicted model, not a curated record